Anisakis simplex (herring worm) is the source of this 225-nucleotide messenger RNA. Lineage: Eukaryota; Metazoa; Nematoda; Chromadorea; Rhabditida; Anisakidae. The record is from the annotation of a GenBank genome assembly.
AUGCGAAUUCAUUUGUUCUUGUUGUGUGGACGUUUUGCACCAAAGUCGCCGAAUUUGGCAGCCAUCCAACGUUUUCCCGCCAAAUUUCUUCAACGGCAGCCUAAAAAUGGCUUUUCGGCAGCACUAUAUUCGACAAUGGGCGUCGCCAAAGACCUGAUCAUAACGAAACGAUGCGCGCAGCGUCUGAAAGAGGUGAGUGAGUGGGUGGAUGGAUUGGUAAGUUGA